AUGAAGUGCAUCCACUAACACUUUAAGGAGUAGGGAAACCAUAGAACCCAUCCUACAUUCGCAAUAUUUUAGAAAUAACUUAGUUGGGCGUUAAUGUCAUUACAAAGACAAGAAGAACUAAUUGAAUCAGCAAUAGAGGAACUACCAGUUGGGCAUGCAGUACAUGAUCCACCACUGAAGAAACUGUAGAAGUUAUCUUUGCAAAAUCACUAAGAUUCGAUGGUUUUGUUUUUAUCUUAGCAAGUGCAAGAGGUGACAAGAGUAUCCGUGGUAGUAGAAGCAGGAGAAUUAGCUCCAUAAGGGCAUUGUAUGCAAGAUUUAUCAGGAUUAAAAUCAAAAGAAGUACCUUAAUAGCCAGUUUUACAGUAGCAAUAACCAUCAGCACUUAGAGUAGAGUUAGCAUCCAUACUAGCAUUUACUGUAACAAGUAAAGAUAAUCAAAUAAGUAUCAAAGAAUUUGCUUUCAUUUCUCUUUUUACAAGAUUAGUUUUUAUUUUUAUAAAAUCUUAAUAAUUGAAAUUUUGA
Tetrahymena thermophila SB210 is the source of this 525-nucleotide messenger RNA. RefSeq lists its product as hypothetical. The record is from RefSeq and is a predicted model, not a curated record. NCBI's taxonomy places the organism in Eukaryota, Ciliophora, Oligohymenophorea, Hymenostomatida, Tetrahymenidae. The transcript has a single exon.